Cylas formicarius (sweet potato weevil) is the source of this 1096-nucleotide messenger RNA. It is a transcript of the gene Rack1, whose product is annotated as small ribosomal subunit protein RACK1. Gene Ontology annotation, cellular component: cytosol; nucleus. Gene Ontology annotation, biological process: rescue of stalled cytosolic ribosome; positive regulation of protein phosphorylation. Bases 79 to 1038 code for a protein of 319 amino acids. The transcript is spliced from 5 exons. Gene Ontology annotation, molecular function: ribosome binding; protein kinase C binding; translation regulator activity. The record is from RefSeq and is a predicted model, not a curated record. Lineage: Eukaryota; Metazoa; Arthropoda; Insecta; Coleoptera; Brentidae.
AAGGUCUGCUUGUCUUGUCUUUUUGUCAAGAACUUUGGGAGGGUGAAGAGCGUUCGCAUAAAUUUAAAAUAAAAUAAAAUGUCUGAAACGCUGCAAUUGAAAGGCACCCUUUUGGGUCAUAACGGAUGGGUUACGCAAAUCGCCACCAAUCCUAAAUACCCAGACAUGAUUUUGUCGUCUUCCAGAGAUAAAACUUUGAUUGUAUGGAAGCUCACGCGGGAAGACAGCCAAUACGGCGUGCCCCAAAAACGCUUGUACGGCCACUCACAUUUUAUUUCGGACGUGGUGCUUUCCAGCGAUGGCAACUACGCGCUGUCAGGUUCGUGGGAUAAAACAUUGCGUUUGUGGGAUUUGGCAGCCGGCAAAACCACCAGGCGAUUCGAAGAUCACACCAAGGAUGUGUUGAGUGUAGCGUUCUCAGUGGAUAACCGUCAAAUCGUAUCUGGAUCGAGGGACAAGACAAUUAAGCUGUGGAACACUUUGGCCGAAUGUAAAUAUACAAUUCAAGACGAUGGCCACACCGACUGGGUGUCUUGCGUGCGUUUCUCGCCGAACCACGCGAACCCUAUCAUUGUGUCAGCGGGCUGGGAUCGUAUGGUGAAAGUGUGGAACCUUACCAACUGUCGUCUGAAGAUCAACCAUUCGGGUCACACCGGUUACCUGAAUACGGUGACGGUAUCGCCCGACGGUAGCCUGUGCGCCAGCGGCGGCAAGGACUGCAAGGCGAUGCUUUGGGAUUUGAACGACGGCAAACACCUGCACACUCUCGACCACAACGACAUCAUCACCGCGUUGUGCUUCUCGCCUAACAGGUACUGGCUCUGCGCAGCGUACGGCCCGUCCAUUAAGAUUUGGGAUUUGGAGAGCAAGGAAAUGGUAGAGGAAUUGGAGCCCAAAGUAGUGAGCCAGUCACAGGGUAGCAAGGCGGAGCCGCCCCAGUGCUUAUCCCUGGCGUGGUCCACCGACGGGCAGACACUAUUCGCAGGGUACUCCGACAACACGAUAAGGGUGUGGCAAGUCAGCGUAUCCGCCCAUUAAUUUUAAUCAAUAUGACUUGUACAUGUUACGAACUUUUUAAUAAAAAAGUUUAAACUUA